AUGGUGGCGGAUGUGCUCAACCAUAAAUCAAUGGGUAGCUUGGUAGAGGUACAACCGGAACGGAAGGAGAUGAUCCGUGAGAUCUUCCAGCUUGCUAGACUUAGAGUCCGCUUAGCUGAUUCGGGCGAUGACGGGGUUUCUAUUCGGGGAAUUGCUGAAUCCUCGAUCAUGGAGGAAGAGAUAGAGAUUCCAACCUGGAAAUGGGAAGUGAUUAACAUGGAUUUUAUUACUGGCUUACCUCAUACUCCCCGUACGAAGGAUUUUAUAUGGGUUAUUAUGGAUAGGCUGACAAAAUCAGCCCACUUCCUCCCAGUCAGGACCACAUAUUCAACCGAGAACUAUGCGAAGUUGUACGUCAAGGAAAUAGUACAACUUUAUGGAGUUCCCACAUCUAUUAUUUCAGAUAGGGGAGCCCAGUUCAUAGCCCACUUUUGGCGGUCAUUACAGGAAGUCUUGGGAACACAAGUAAGCCUUAGCACAGCGUUUCAUCCCCAAACUGAUGGUUAUCACUCCAACAUCCAGAUGGCGCCAUAUGAAGCUUUAUACGAUAGAAAGUGCAGGUCACCUAUCGGUUGGUUCGAUGUUGGCGAAAUACAACUAAUGGGUCCCGACAUAGUCCAACAGGCAGUGGAAAAGGUCACGAAAGAAUUGGCCUAUGAAGAACAGCCGAUUGCCAUCUUGGAUCAAAAGAUUAGAAGAUUUCGAACUAAGAACGUGGCUUCAGUUAAGGUGCUGUGGCAAAAUAGAAAUCAGGAGAAAAUGACCUGGGAAGACGAAGAGGACAUGAGACAUAGGUAUCCGUACCUGUUUCCGAUAUCUACAGGUAACCCCGAUUCUUAA
Messenger RNA from Solanum dulcamara, 840 nucleotides. RefSeq lists its product as uncharacterized. The transcript has 4 exons. NCBI's taxonomy places the organism in Eukaryota, Viridiplantae, Streptophyta, Magnoliopsida, Solanales, Solanaceae. Gene Ontology annotation, biological process: DNA integration. The coding region runs from base 1 to 840 and encodes 279 amino acids. Gene Ontology annotation, molecular function: nucleic acid binding. The record is from RefSeq and is a predicted model, not a curated record.